ACAUUAUGUGAGUCAAUUAUUAUUUGUUACAAUGGUAUCAUCUCAAUCUCAUCCAAAGCCCGAUCAUUGUCUAGACAGCUCGGAGUGGCAGGUACAGCCGAACCUCCAGAUCCCGAUUUGAAUCCACAAUAUAUACCCGCAUUGGGAGUCAAGCACACUACUUAGCACUAGGCAUUGUCCACAACUCUACUAAUAUACCAGCGGUAUAUAUUCUCACUCGAAGCACAUUGAACUCCAUCUUGUGGUCCUGACUCGAGCUCCCUGUCAGCAUGAUGUAUCUCGAAGAUGUCCAGAAGACAGCGCAAGAGCAGGGUAUCCUGCAGCAAGACCUGUGGAAAAUGACUCAAACAUGGGAACCAGGCGUUCUACCGGAUGCCACUGCUCUUGCUCGGGCCAGAGACUCUUUGCCGCAGACUUUGCCCGAUGAUGGACUGGGCUUCGAUUGGGCCACCAAACAUGUUCUGGACGACAUGGUACCUGCUUUCAACCGUAGCAGUAUAAGCCCCAACUACUACGGCUUCGUCACUGGCGGCAUCACUCCGGCCGCCCUCUUCGCCGAUAACAUUGUCUCUGCGUACGAUCAGAACGUCCAAGUCCACCUUACAGAGCAUACCAUCGCAACCGACGUCGAGCACUGUGCCCUGGGCCUGCUCGUAGACCUACUACGACUGGACAGACGCCACUGGCACAAUGGCACCUUCACCACAGGAGCCACCGCCAGCAAUGUCCAAGGAUUGGCCUGCGGACGAGAAUUCGUUCUCCGAACCGCCGCCGAGCGUAAGGGCCUCUCCAUCAAGAGUGUGGGCGAACAUGGCUUGUUCGAGGUUAUGCAAGCGGCAGGGCUGUCCGGGGUGCAGGUGCUCUCAACCCUACCUCAUUCCUCAUUAGGAAAAGCUGCUGGCAUCCUGGGCAUCGGACGCGCAAAUGUCAGGAACAUCUGCCGGGACGAUAAUCCCCUCCGAUUUGACCUGGAGCGCCUCGAGAUGGAGCUAGCAGCUCCGCACAAGGCCAGCAUAGUCGCCGUAUCCUGCGGCGAGGUCAACACGGGACAGUUUGCCACAUCCAGCCUGCAGGAAAUGCAGCAACUGCGCGCACUCUGCGACAAGUACGGCGCGUGGCUUCACGUUGACGGCGCGUUCGGGAUAUUCGCUCGCAUUCUGGACCCUCCCACUGCCGAGUUCGCCUCUCUCACCCGCGGAUGUGAGGGGAUGGAACUGGCGGAUUCGAUCGCCUGCGAUGCGCACAAGCUGCUCAACGUGCCGUAUGACUGUGGAUUCGUCCUGUCCCGCCACCCGGCAGAGGCGAUGAAUGUGUUCCAGAAUGCGAAUGCAGCAUACUUGACAGGUGGCCAAAGUGGGGGUGGAGGAGGAAGAGAGUUGUCGAUACCGUCGCCUUUGAACAAUGGGAUGGAGAAUUCCCGGCGGUUCAGGGCCCUGCCAGUCUACACGUCCCUCCUCGCGUACGGACGGAAUGGAUAUAAGACCAUGCUUCAGAGACAGGUUCGCCUUGCGAGGAUGAUCGCCGGCUGGCUUUACGACCAUCCAAAGUACAAUGUCCUGCCGGCGGCUGGCAGCAGAGAGGCGCUACUCGAUCAAACUUACAUGGUCGUACUGUUCAGUGCAAAGGACGACAUCCUGAACGGGGGUCUGGCAAAUAGCAUCAACGCCACUUCGAAGAUGUUCGUCUCCGGUACCUCGUGGGAUGGGAGGCCCGCUUGUCGCAUUGCAAUCUCGAAUUGGCGGGCGGAGGAAGAGAGAGACUUCGCGCUGGUGACGCAUGUGCUGCAAAGUGUGGCUGAUGAGAGUGCUUAGGGGUGUGUGGUGCUGCGCUGAGCUGUUGAUUCCGACGAUCUAAACUUGUAAUGACCACAAGACUGAUAAUCUAAUCUAAUUUCUCUUCU
Aspergillus saccharolyticus JOP 1030-1 is the source of this 1900-nucleotide messenger RNA. RefSeq names its product pyridoxal phosphate-dependent decarboxylase family protein. The record is from RefSeq and is a predicted model, not a curated record. Gene Ontology annotation, molecular function: carboxy-lyase activity; pyridoxal phosphate binding. Gene Ontology annotation, biological process: carboxylic acid metabolic process. NCBI's taxonomy places the organism in Eukaryota, Fungi, Ascomycota, Eurotiomycetes, Eurotiales, Aspergillaceae. The coding region runs from base 273 to 1811 and encodes 512 amino acids. The transcript has a single exon.